GGCCGGCGCCGACGUUGCGGGCGUGCGCGGGGCAACGCGGGCCUCGUGGGGCUUCCCGCAGCCCCGUGCUAGUCCGGCCCGGCGCGCGUCGCCUCCGAUCCUCCCCACAUUCGUUUUCCUGCCCGCCCGUGUCGCCCCCCUCGUUGGCACUGGGAUGGGUGAUGAUGAUGAUUUUCUGGAGGCGGGGGAGGAUGGAGUGCGAAAUUUUCUAAAGUUUGAAACCUGACAAACGCCGAGGUGCCUGCGGGAUUUCAGUUUUUCUGACUGUUUAGUGAGAGGAUGAUUGCUCACAAACAGAAAAAAGCAAAGAAAAAGCGUGUUUGGGCAGCAGGCCAACUCUCUACUGAUGUUACACCUUCUGAAAUGGGGCUCAAGUCUGUAAGUUCCAACUCCAUUUUUGAUCCGGAUUACAUCAAGGAGUUGGUGAAUGAUAUCAGGAAGUUCUCCCAUAUGUUACUAUAUUUGAAAGAAGCUAUUCUUUCAGACUGUUUUAAAGAAGUCAUUCAUAUACGUCUGGAUGAGCUUCUUCGUGUUUUAAAGUCUGUAAUGAAUAAGCAUCAGAACCUCAAUUCUGUUGAUCUUCAAAAUGCUGCAGAAAUGCUUACUGCGAAAGUGAAAGCCGUGAACUUUACAGACGUUAAUGAAGAAAACAAGAACGAUCUGUUCCGAGAAGUGUUUUCUUCCAUUGAAACUUUGGCUUUUACCUUUGGGAAUAUACUUACAAACUUCCUUAUGGGAGAUGUAGGCAAUGACUCAUUACUACGACUGCCUGUCUCCCGGGAAAGCAAGUCUCUUGAAAAUAUUUCUGUGGACUCCGUGGACUUGCCCAAUGAAAAAGGAAACUUUUCUCCUAUAGAACUAGACAGUGUGCUGUUAAAGAACACUGACUCCAUAGAAUUGGCUUUGUCAUAUGCUAAAACAUGGUCAAAAUAUACCAAGAACAUAGUAUCAUGGGUUGAAAAAAAGCUCAAUUUAGAAUUGGAGUCCACUAGAAAUAUUGUAAAAUUGGCAGAAGCAACAAGAGCCAACAUUGGAGUACAGGAGUUUAUGCCACUCCAGUCUCUGUUUACUAAUGCACUUCUUAAUGACAUAGAGAGCAGUCAUCUUUUACAACAAACAAUUGCAGCUCUCCAAGCCAACAAAUUUAUACAGCCUCUACUUGGGAGGAAAAAUGAAAUGGAAAAACAAAGAAAAGAAAUUAAAGAACUUUGGAAACAGGAACAAAAUAAAAUGCUUGAAACAGAGACAGCUCUCAAAAAGGCAAAAUUGUUGUGUAUGCAACGUCAAGACGAAUAUGAAAAGGCAAAAUCCUCCAUGUUUCGUGCAGAAGAGGAGCAUUCAAGUGGUGGAUCUGUUAAAAAUCUUAACAAACAAUUAGAAAAAAAGCGGAGAUUGGAGGAGGAAGCUCUUCAAAAAGUAGAAGAAGCAAAUGAACUCUACAAAGUUUGUGUAACAAAUGUUGAAGAAAGACGAAACGAUCUAGAAAAUACCAAAAGAGAAAUUUUAAUGCAACUUCGGACCCUUGUUUUCCAGUGUGACCUCACCCUGAAAGCUGUAACAGUGAACCUCUUCCACAUGCAGCAUCUGCAGGUUGCCUCCCUUGCCAACAGUUUACGUUCCUUGUGUGACAGUGCCAAACUCUAUGACCCAGGUCAAGAAUAUAGUGAAUUUGUCAAGGCUACAAGUUCAACUGAAGAGGAAAAAGUUGAUGGGCAUGUAAAUAAACAAUUAACAAAUAGUCCCCAGACAUCUAGAUACGGACCUGCUGACUCUUUGGAGGAUGUUGCGCGCCUUCCUGACAGCUGUAAUAAAAUUGAAGAGGACAGGUGUUCUAACAAUGCAGAUGUAACAGGUCCUUCUUUCAUAAGAUCCUGGACAUUUGGGAUGUUUAGUGACUCUGAGAGUACUGGAGGGAGCAGCGAGUCCAGAUCCCUGGAUUCAGAAUCUAUAAGUCCAGGAGACUUUCACCGAAAACUUCCACGAACUCCAUCCAGUGGAACCAUGUCUUCUGCAGAUGAUCUAGAUGAAAGAGAGCCACCCUCCCCUUCAGAAGCUGGACCCAAUUCCCUCGGAGCAUUUAAGAAAACAUUGAUGUCAAAGGCAGCUCUCACUCACAAGUUCCGCAAAUUGAGAUCCCCCACAAAAUGUAGAGAUUGUGAAGGCAUUGUAGUAUUCCAGGGUGUCGAAUGUGAAGAGUGUCUCCUUGUUUGUCAUCGGAAGUGUUUGGAGAAUUUAGUCAUUAUUUGUGGUCACCAGAAACUUUUGGGGAAAAUGCAUUUAUUUGGAGCAGAAUUUACACAAGUUGCAAAGAAAGAACCCGAUGGCAUUCCUUUUAUACUCAAAAUAUGUGCCUCAGAAGUUGAAAAUAGAGCCUUGUGUCUGCAGGGGAUUUAUCGUGUUUGUGGGAACAAGAUAAAAACUGAAAAACUGUGUCAGGCUUUGGAAAAUGGAAUGCACUUGGUAGACAUUUCAGAAUUCAGUUCACAUGACAUCUGUGACGUCUUAAAGUUAUACCUUCGGCAGCUCCCAGAACCAUUUAUUUUAUUUCGACUAUACAAGGAAUUUAUAGACCUUGCAAAAGAGAUACAACAUGUAAAUGAAGAACAAGAGGCAAAAAAGGAUAGCUGUGAAGACAAAAAAUACCCAAACAUGUGUAUAGAAAUAAACCGAAUUCUUCUAAAAAGCAAGGACCUUUUAAGACAAUUGCCAGCAUCAAAUUUUAACAGUCUUCAUUACCUCAUUGUACACCUCAAACGGGUGGUAGAUCACUCAGAAGAAAACAAGAUGAACUCCAAAAACUUGGGGGUCAUAUUUGGACCAAGUCUCAUUAGGCCAAGGCCCACAACUGCUCCUGUCACCAUCUCUUCCCUUGCGGAAUAUUCACAUCAGGCACGACUGGUCGAAUUUCUCAUUACAUACUCGCAGAAGAUCUUCGAUGGGUCUCUACAGCCACAAGAUGCCCUAUCUGGCACAAGUGCUGCUGCACACCAGGUUGAUCAAGGCUGUCUUCCAAAGCCUCUGUUGUCACCAGAAGACAGAGACCCAGAACAUUCUAUGAAGCCAAUGUUUUUUUCUUCAAAGGAAGAUAUUCAUACUGCAGUUAAUGAAAGCAAAAUUUUUGAACCAGCUACAUCAUUCCAGGAAUCAGAACACAAGCACAAUGCAUUGGAAAAAUGUGACUCAUGUCUCAUUGACAAGAAAAAGCGUCUGCUUCGGGACCAAGAGCUUGAAUCAGCAUCUCAAAAGAGGGACGAUAUUUGUAAAAGCCCCAAGUCACUUCUUCAGCACUCAGAUAGAGUGACAAGCCAUGUACCCAGGCAUAUGCCAAGGACCAAGAUUCGGCCUGUGAGUUUGCCUGUGGAGAGACUGCUGCUGGCAAGCUCUCCUAACGAGAAAAGUGGCCGAAAUAUGGGAAAUGGAAACUCAGACAAGUUUGGCAAGCAUCCUAUAUUUGAAGAUCUUAAUAGAAAAGAUCCCCCUACUACUAUUUGUUCCAAGUUUAACGGCUUUGACCAGCACACUGUACAGAAAACAUGGAACAAUCAGUGUGAACCAAACAGUGUAACUGUCAAAAUUCCAACAGUGACAUCGCCCUGUGUGCUUCAAGAAAAAGGAGCCCCAACGAGUGCCAGGUUGAGUGUGGACUGCAGUGGCACCUGGCAGUCAGGCAAGCCAUGCACAGAGCCGGUCAGGGCUGCGAGAGAGGCCACAGAGAGACGCUCCUCCGACUCCAGUCCUCUCGCUCCUGUCAGAGCUCCCAGGACACUGCAGCCCCAGCACUGGACAACGUUUUAUAAGCCACGCACACCUUCCAGCAGCGUCAGGGGGAGUGAGGAGAAGCCAGCUUCGCCCUGUGCAGCCACACCGCCAGGCACACCCCACACUGCCCAGGGCCAAGACUCAAACCCAGCGGCCUGCCACGUGCAGCCUGGCAGUCAGCCCGCCCCGCCCCCAGAGGCGCCUGGCCUGCCUGACAUCUCACCAGCAUGCCAGAGACCUCGGCUAAAACGCAUGCAGCAGUUUGAAGACCUUGAGGAUGAAAUCCCACAAUUUGUGUAGGGUUGUUAAAAUUCAGGUCUUCUCCUUUGUGUUGUUUUGUUCUGUGGUAUGAUGCUUAUGUUGUGAAAGAAUGUGUUGAAGGGACACCUUUUGCACAGGAUCACCGAAGCGCACACGUGGCUGUUGGUUACAUCGUGUCUGUUGACCAUAUCCAAUGCCAGAGUGUUUCGACACCUUGCCUCACUGGAAUUACCUUGGAAUUCUGUUUUUGAAGUUGUGGAUUCAUAUUUCUUCAAGUUUAGCUGAUUUUUUCCCCACAGAAUGGUCCAUUGAAAUGCAUCCCUAAUAUAUGUUAGAGUUCUCAACUAAUAGGUGCAAUUGGGGAAAAUUCAGCUUUAUUUUUUUGACAUGAAACUAAAUCCUUAUUUAUAAAAUGUUUCUAAAUGCAAGUGCCUAAAAGAUCUUUAUGUGUUAUGAAGGUGGUUUAUCCCACACAAUUUUAUAGUUGCAUCUUUGCCCAUUUGUGCUUGUAGAGUAUGUAUGUAAGCUUUUAUUUUUUCAAUAUAAAAAUGGCAGUUCACUUUUUAGUAUUUAUAUAAUGGCCAGAAGGCUUACAAAUCUGUAUUUAAUUGCAUUUUAAUCGAUUACCAGUUUUUACUUAUGGUAGUCAAAUUGUACAGAAAAAGUGCACUUAAACCCAUUUCUAAAUCAUAUAGUUCAGUUACAUCACAUGUGGCUUUAAAUGCUUUUAAUACAUUUUUUUUACCCCCUUUACUUUGUACACUUGUUUUUCAACAGUUUGAACCUUUUGGUAUUUUCUAUAGUGGUCCAAAAAAAUUCCUGUUUCAGAAGUUUUUAAAUUCAGUAUAUUUCCUCUUAAUAUCAUCUGAGUUUUGUUAAAACCAUUUCUCUUGUAUGAAAUGUUUUAACUUAUGAACCAUGACAAACUUUUUCUGCUUGGACUGCCAGUCAUUGUAAAUGUAUAUUUCAUUCAAAUCUAGCGAAGAUUUAUUUAAGUUGACUCUGAGAGUUUAAUAAGUCUCAUGUUUAGAAUUUGAGAAGUGUAGAUGAUUGGGUCUGUUUCAUUUAUAAAAUACCCAUUUGGGGCUGGGAAUAUGGCCUAGUGGUAGAGUGCUCACUUCAUAUACAUGAAGCCCUAGGUUCAGUUCCUCAGCGCCACAUAUAUAGAAAAAGCCGGAAGUGGCGCUGUGACUCAAGUGGUAGAGUGCUAGCCUUGCGCAAAAAGAAGCCAGGGACAAUGCUCAGGCUCUGAGUUCAAGCCCCAGCACUGGCAAAAAACAUCAAAAAUACCCAGUUAGUACCCAGGUUUUAGAACUUGUGCGUUUCCAUUGUUUUCCUGGUUUCACUGUUUUAUCUAAAAUAGGAUAUAAAAGGGACAAAAAAUAAAAUGGCCUUUUUUGUAUGCGUGAAUUGUAAUUCUGGUAAAUGCUUUUUAUAUGACCAUGUUACACUUGAUAAAUAUAUUAUUAACUUGUUAAAUUA
Molecule: messenger RNA, 5502 nt
Organism: Perognathus longimembris pacificus (Pacific pocket mouse)
Lineage: Eukaryota; Metazoa; Chordata; Mammalia; Rodentia; Heteromyidae
Gene: Arhgap29
Product: Rho GTPase activating protein 29
Exons: 23
Coding region: 280-4059 (1259 amino acids)
Biological process (GO): activation of GTPase activity; signal transduction
Cellular component (GO): cytoplasm
Molecular function (GO): GTPase activator activity
Source: RefSeq, a predicted model, not a curated record